AUGUUGAGUGAUGAUGAGAGGUACAUACCUCUAACAAAGUACGAAGAUGACCAUUCAAUUGAUGUUGACUCUAACCAAUCCAACAAUGGUGACAACAAUGAAAGUCAGCACAUUGUGACAGGGCCACCUCAAGAAGCAAGUGAGACUGCCAAACUGCUUCUUCAAAGAAGCAGCAGAUGUAAAAAGCCACCCCCCCACCUGCUACUGUGUGAUAUUGAUAUCAAGUGUUGGGGGAUUAUCUCCCCUUGGUCACGUGAUCUUUCAAACGAGCCUCGAUCGCGGCCUUUUUACGGAUUGCGAGCACAAGUUGUCAAAAUGGUGCGUAUGAACCCACUUGCCGAUGCCCUGAACACCAUUGAAAAAGCUGGUAGAAAGGGCAAAAGACAGGUUAUGGUUAGGCCAUGUUCGAAAGUUACAUGCAAAUUUUUAAUGGUUAUGAUGAAACAUGGCUACAUUGAUGAAUUUGAGAUGGUUGAUGAUCACAGAAAUGGGAAAAUAGUUGUCAAUCUCAACGGCAGACUUAAUAAGUGUGGUGUUAUCAGUCCUCGUUUUGACAUAAGAUUGAGUGAAUUAGAAAAAUGGACAAAUAAUUUGCUUCCUUCCAGACAGUUUGGUUUUUUAGUGUUGACCACUUCUGGAGGCAUCUUGGACCAUGAAGAAUCCAGAAGAAAACAUCUUGCCUCACCGUCAGUAGCAGAAAAGAGAAACGAGAAGAAAGGAGGUAAGAAUAAAUUGAGGCCAAGAAGGCGGAGUUCAGAGGUCGUGUUGUUAGUGUUGGCGAGAAAAGAGAGAGACCUCCUCGAAAUUAAAUUUGAGGUGGAGACAGAAGCCUUUUGCAAAAAUCAAGCCAUUACUAUAGUGGAUAGUGAACUAUUCAUGACCCAACACACACAAGAGCCCAUCAGCAUGAUCAACUGUGAAGAAAAAAACCCGACAGAAGAGAACUCCGCCCAGUGCCUUCCACUACUUUUAGACGAUUUAUUUAGUCCCAGUAUGGUUGAUGACUUCUUUCAUGAGAUUGAAGACACAAAUGGCCUAUUUAACACAGGUCCUGAUUUAAUGUCUGAUAUGAAUUCUACAGCUGACUCAUUCUCCUGGGAUCUAGAAAACUUGCUGAUUCCUGAGAAUAUCAACACUCUGUUUGCCCUCUCUGAAGAGGCUUCAGUCCAAAAGCAGUCAACCCAGGCAGAGAAUAUAAUUCAUAACGAAUCUAUAGAGCUGCAGCAGCAGCAGCAGCAAUUAGUAUCACUAUCAGAAAAUAUGACUGCAAUUAUUGAUUCAAUAUCUGCCGAUAUAAAAAUGAGUACAACUCCUCAAGAACAAUUACCAAUCAGUAAUGAUAGCAAAAGUGUUCAGUCUUUACAGCAAUCAGCUACCUCUUCAUUUAGUGACAACGUAUCUGUUGUAGAGAAAUAUCAUGAGAGAAGACAAAGAAACAACCUGGCUUCUCGAAAAUCCCGAGAAAAACGUAAAAAGAACAACCAUAGCAUUCUUUUGGAGAUUGAAGAACUCAGUUCAACCAAUGAAAAACUGAAAACAAAAAUUAAGACAUUAGAGGAAAAUUUAGAGAAAGUAAAGGGAGAAUUAUUUGCAUCAAUUGUUGCAAAGAAAUCAGCCUAA
Molecule: messenger RNA, 1620 nt
Organism: Acanthosepion pharaonis
Lineage: Eukaryota; Metazoa; Mollusca; Cephalopoda; Sepiida; Sepiidae
Source: the annotation of a GenBank genome assembly